ACUGAGGCCCAAAGGGGAAAGCCUUCCACACAGAUCUAAGCCAGCUGCCUUGAUUUAAACACUUCAUUGCAAAAAGAGUGGAAGCAAGGGAUCCCCCCCCUACCAGUGUGCUGAAAGUACACUGGCAAAGCAGCUGCCCGCUCUGAAAACAACAGAAGAGCAGCUACGAAUGCUACAUUGAGACGUCUGCUGUUAGGUAGAAGCAUUUUGGGACUCCUUCUGCCUCAGAUACUCAGGACUCAAAGGGCACUUGGUGCCCUGAGAGUGGGUGUUCAAGCGCCCUGACCUCUGGGGUUAAACAGGAUCGGUUUGUGUGAAGCUCUGUGGAGGAGGGGAGGAGGGAACAGGCAACAGUUAGUGGGAGGUGGGAGGCCACUGUGGGGCUCCUGCACUGCUUAAGAAGGAGACUAGGCAGUCACCGGGAAGCGGGGAAAGAGAAGGAUAUGGCCACGGGAGAAAUCACCACACUUCCCUCCACACCUGAAGACGGCGGCAGCGGCGGCUUUACUCCUGGGGGCUUCAAGGAUCCCAAAAGGCUGUACUGUAAAAACGGGGGCUUCUUCUUGAGGAUAAAGUCUGACGGGAGUGUGGAUGGAAUCCGGGAGAAGAACGACCCCAACAUAAAGCUUCAACUCCAGGCAACUUCAGUGGGGGAGGUGGUCAUCAAAGGAGUCUGUGCUAAUCGCUAUCUGGCCAUGAACAGAGAUGGCCGACUGUUUGGAGCGAGACGAGCAACAGAUGAAUGCUACUUCUUAGAACGGCUUGAGAGCAACAACUACAACACCUACCGCUCCAGGAAGUACCCACACAUGUACGUGGCACUGAAGAGGACUGGGCAGUACAAGUCUGGAAGCAAAACUGGACCGGGUCAAAAGGCCAUUCUUUUUCUUCCAAUGUCUGCCAAGUACUAAUCUGUGAUCUGAUUGAGAAAUACUAACGUAUUAGUGACAGCAAUGAAGAAGAUGUGACGGCAAUGAAGACCAAGUGCUCCAUCAUCAUUGCCCAAAAAUAGCUGUGAUGCUUUUUCGACUGGUUCAUCCUGAACAUGUUACACAUCUUAUUCAGCUUUUACUUUCAAACAAUGCCACACAUUCACACCUGGCUGCUUCCCAGUAAAACCAGGCUUUUACUGUGGACCAGCCAACUGCUACGCUAUACUGCAGCUGGUGGGAAGGUGCCUUGCUCAAGUGCACCUCUAAAGUACGGCAGUGUUCAUUUUACUUACACAGAUCUUCCUCUCCAGCUGAGGGAUUUAAAGCAGCAACCUUUUGAUAAGAAGUCGGCUUCUUACCAUUUCAACUUCUUACUGGGUAAACUGCCGCAAGAUGUAGAGCAUAAAGAGGAAUAUUCAGUUAAAACAUGUCUCCUACAUAACAAGGGCUAAGAAAAUGCACCUAAGUCUUAACUUGAUAAAAGAGAAUUGUACUAAGUAACUGUAUUUAAGAAUUUUGUGCUAGAAAAGAGUUUGACAAAAUAAAAAAUGAAAAACUAAGCACACUAAACACAUUCAAAACAAAACCCAAGUCCUAAAUAUAGUUUAUUCUAAUUAUUUUACAUUACUCACUAUCUUUACAUGAUAAAUGGAUACAGUACAGGUUUCCUGAGGGUGCCAUUGUUUUUGAUAAAACUGUGUUCCCCAUAGCAUGGCACUGGAGCAUAAUUUGUACAGUUAUUAAAACCAGAUAAUUGUUCCAAAUCAUGUUUAGUUCAAUAAGGGAAAAGCAGUUAUCUUGAACAAAAAGAUGAUUUUUUACUUGUUUUGACCUACUACUACUGGCCACUUAUGUUGAAUUCUGCCAGUGUAUGUUCAGCUACUACUGGUGGUCAGCUUGUUAACACUAUCUAAAGUAAUCCUAGUUAAAAAUACAGCAGAAUUUAAAAAUUAAAUCAGCUGCUGGCAGUCACGGUCGCCCAACAGAUAUGGACUUCCAACAUGGCCACCAAAAAGUGUUAAAUACACUGUGUAAAACUCUUCAGUCCUGCAGGCACCGCAGUGGCAUAUCAUUUUAAAUAACCAUAACAUGAAUCUUGUUAUAGUUCACAGCCUAUUGCGCCACAUUUCUUCAAAGGUAACAGCUGGUGUGAAAAAAACACACUGCAAACAUAAUUCCAGUUCUAAAUACACUUUAAAUAUGACCUUGUGUCAAAAUAGCAAACCAUGAUAUGCUUGGUUGAUGAAUGCUUGUUGGCUUGCUAGGAUUUUAGUGUUGGGGGAAGCUGCCUGUGAUACAGCUGGUAAAACCUCCCUGAGUAGACGGCGGGAAGCUCCUCCAUGCUGAGGUCCACCUUGUUGAAGCCGUGCUCCAGGCCGUGAAGCAGAAGCCUGGCUAUGCGAGACGUGAUGGGCGUGGUGUCCUCGGUCCUGGCCAGCUCGGCGAGGUCCAGCCACUCGCAGCGCAGACACUCCUGAGUACAGAAGUUAAUGUCGUAGGUGAGAGGGCCGAGUCGGCAGAUGAUGUACAUGUCCGACAUGCCGAAGGCGCCUGGGUGGUUGUGCUGCUGCCGGAUGCUGAGCAGAGAUCUAAACUCAGCGUGAACGCCGGUUUCCUCAAAGACUUCACGAACGGCAGUGACACCUGAGAAAAUUCAUUAAAAUAUGAAUAAAUGUAUGUGGAGGCAUUUUCAAGAUCCUGAUAGAAAAAAAGGAAUUUAUGGUUGUUUUCCCUUGUCAGACUGAUGUUUAGAUGUGGGGAAAAGGGAAAACACAUAUAUUUUUUGUAAAGACAUAUUUGACGCUGCUUUAGGGUUGGGUCAUGUACGUACAUAAUAAUAUUAAAGCUGCUUUUAAAAUGUUAAAAGGUGAAUUUGGAGAUAUAAUUCUUUGCUUAUAUAUUAUGUGCCUUAUUUUGUACAGUUCAAAUGAAUGUAUAUGUAUCGUCUUUCAGCGUAACACUAAAUUGAAGGAUUUAGCUAGAUGUACUGUAUUCUUUUUUGGCUCUGACACUCACCAAUAUUUUCUCCUAGGUCAGACAAGCCACCGGGAAACUUCCAAGCAUUCUUUGUCUGAAAUACAAAGUUCAAAUUUGACAUCAAUUGUGAUAGAUGGCACUGCUGUAACUGUAUCUGAGAGUUAUAUCAACAUGACAAGAAAUAGCCAUUUUAGUUUCGUUUUGAGUCAUAACAUCUUCCAGUGUUGGCCAGUUUAAAGACACUUAUUUCUUUACUUUAAAGUGCCCAUAUUAUGUAAAAAUCCCUUUUUCUGGGAUUUGGGGUGUUAGUUUGUGACUCUGGUGCUUCCACGCGCAUACAAACUUGGAAAAAAAACAUCCAUGCUGUUUUGAGUGAGAUACGGUUUCUGACUGUCCUCUGCCUUCAGUCUCCGGGUCAGCUGUCUACGGCUUUCUACGUCACUAGCCGAGACGAGGUGGCUAACCGUAGCAUGCUAGCUCGUUCUGAAUGGCAAAACACUGCGAAAACAGACACUAGUUCACCAUAAUCUACAAAAGAACUGCUUACAAGUCCAUGCUCUGCAGGUAUCCCACGCAAAGUUGCAAGUGCGCCCUUGUCUAGAAGAAGUCUCCCAGUUAAUCCUGUCUUGGACUGACUAAAGUUGGAAAAACAGUAGCUAGCUGAUGUCAUUAUCUAGCUACUGCGCAUGUAUGACUCCCAACAAAGAUAGUAUAGAAGUGAGAUGUCUCACUCUGUAGCUAAAACAGAGACCCAAACAGGAUCUGCAGCAAUGUGCAGUACAACAAAAAUAUGGUGUUUUUUGAAAAUGAAACCAUCUAAACUUAUUCUUGUACAACUUCAAAAUACAAUUAUGAACCUGAAAAUGAGCAUAAUAUGGGCACUUUAAUUUAUUGGCACAGCCAUACGGUAUUUUCUUUUGUUUUAAGUAAAUCACAACAAGUAGUAAAUUAUGGCUUCAAAGGAUCAUCUUAUGUAUCUGAAUUAAUAAUUAUACAGGCAGAGAGAUGUUUAAUGCUCUAAUCUAUCUGAGCAUCUGUUCAUUGUGUGUUUUAUAUUUAGUGCCUCACUCUGGAGACUUUUACAUUUGAUGCGGUGAAGUGUGUCUUCCAAAACUCUUUCACCACUUAUUGAUAUUUAAUGACAGUAUGCUGCUGGUUAAAUUAUGAUGUCAGUGUUGUAUAUAUAUUUUUGUAGUUACUUAAAGAAUUUAGUAUGCAGUGCUUUCUCUUCACAAACUACUAUCUAUCUUAGAUUGUGUUUGUUGCAAAGUCUCUUUGUGAGGAACACUAAUGCACUACCGCAUAUAUUUUCAUGUAUUGUCAACAGAAUGCUAUAUUUUUGGAACGGUUUCUAAAAUGGGCUGGUGAGAAAGAAAUAAAGAGAUGUUUGUGCAACU
Messenger RNA from Etheostoma spectabile (orangethroat darter), 4306 nucleotides. It is a transcript of the gene fgf2, whose product is annotated as fibroblast growth factor 2. The record is from RefSeq and is a predicted model, not a curated record. Gene Ontology annotation, molecular function: growth factor activity. Lineage: Eukaryota; Metazoa; Chordata; Actinopteri; Perciformes; Percidae. The coding region runs from base 444 to 911 and encodes 155 amino acids. The transcript has 3 exons.